Messenger RNA from Trypanosoma rangeli, 777 nucleotides. RefSeq lists its product as uncharacterized. The coding region runs from base 1 to 777 and encodes 258 amino acids. The transcript has a single exon. Lineage: Eukaryota; Euglenozoa; Kinetoplastea; Trypanosomatida; Trypanosomatidae. The record is from RefSeq and is a predicted model, not a curated record.
AUGGAGGAAGGUGUUGUCCGCCACACGCACGUGGACCCUUUUCAUCUCCCAGUAGGGGACGAGGUGAAAGAUGUCGCGUAUGCGUUGGAGGAUACUGCUUUGAAUGCGUUCGAUGGGGUGUGCACAAAGCAGGAUGGGCAAGACAAUAAGGAUCAUGAGGCCUCCUCACUGUCGUCAGCUGAUGCGCUCUUGGGGGAGCGACAGCGUCGCAACAGGCUGCUCCUUGAGGAGAUUCUCAGUAACUCUCUACUUGCGACACGGUCACGCGAGCUGAGUGCGUACAGGUGCUAUGCUGCCUCUUCAGAGAUAUCCCAAGACCCUAGGGUUUUCCGAAACUUCAGCAGCUACGUUGUUGAUCCCAGAAAGAUUAAGCUAAAUGCUGUGGAUGUGUUACUGAUGCGUGCGGCACAAAAGGCCUCUGAAAAGGGAUCUAAAGGAGCCAAGAAAGUGCAGUUGCUUCAAAGUUUGCCGCAACAACUGAAUGUUCCGUUUGCCAGCCAGUGCGAGUUUUGCCGAAAAUUUGAUUCGCUAUGUAGCAACUGUCAUUGCAAGUGGAAGGAGACCCUCCUAAAACGACGACAUAAUGUAGCGCUUCAAAGUUAUUGUAAACUUCCAGAGGACAGGCGUUCUGCCUUGCUUUUUAUGACAGCCGCCUACGGUAUAGGGGAGUUUGCUGCGAUGCAACUGGACUUUGAUGGUGAGAAGUGUCUUCACUGGCGUUCUUUUUUUUUCCUCUAUCGAAUAGUACGCCAGAGCAAUACCAUGAUUUUGCCAUGA